GAUCGGGAGAGACCGGGAUCGGCACCGAGAUCGGGAUCAGAAUCGGGACCGGGAGCGUCCGGUACCGGGAUAAGCACCGGGAUCGGCACCGGGACCGGGAUCGGGAUUGGGACCUGAACCGGGAUCGGCACCGGGAUCGGCACCUGUACCGGCACUGGGAGCGUCCGGUACCGGGAUAAAAACUGGGAUCUGGACCGCGACCGGGAUCAGGAUCUGAACCAGGACCGGAAUCUGCACCGGGAUCAGCACCGGGAGCGACCGGGACCAGGAUAAGCACCGGAAUCGGGAUCGCAACCGGGACCGGGAUUAACACCGGGAUCGGCACCGGGACCGGGACUGGGAUCAGAACUGGGACCGGGAUAAGCCCCAGGAUCAGAACCAGGAACGACCGGGAGCGGGAUAAACACCGGGAUUUGUACCGGGAGCGAUCAGAACCGGAACCGGGACUGGGAGCGGCACCGGGACCCACCGGGAGCGGCACCGGCACCGGGAUCAGUUCGGAGCUCCCGCGUCUCUCCAAGCUCCGGUUCCGCUCCCGAACCGGGACGGGACCGAAAACAGAACCGGGAACGGCCGGGAUGGGACCCGGGACCAGCGGGAACCGACCCGGGACCACCGGGAUCCUCCUGCUCCUCCUGGCAGCGGCGGCGGCGGCGACACCGAGCACAGCGCACCCGCCGUGCCCUCCCGACCAUUUCCAGUGCGGGGACCUGUCGUGCCUGUCGCGACAUUUCCUCUGCGACGGCGACCGCGACUGCGCGGACGGGGGGGACGAGCUGGGCUGCGCCCCUCCCCCCACGCCGCCCUGCCCCCCCUCGUCGUUCCGCUGUCGCGACGGCGCCUGCGUGCCCCGCCUGUGGCGCUGCGACGGCGAUCGCGACUGUCGCGACGGCAGCGACGAGGGGGAGGGGCUGUGCGGGACGCCCCGCCCCCCCCCGCCCUGCCCCCCCCUGCAGUUCCCCUGCGGCUCCGGGGAGUGCGUGGCCGCCGGGUGGCGCUGCGACGGAACGGCCGACUGUCGCGAUAGUUCCGACGAGCUGGGGUGUGCCCCGCCCCCGCCGUGCCCCCCCGGGCAGUUCCGCUGUCGCGACCGGCGCUGCAUCCCCGCGGCGCGCGCCUGCGACGGGACACGUGACUGUCGCCAUGGAGACGACGAGGAGGCGUGUCCGGAGGCCCCGGCGUGCCCCGGCCCGCAGCGGUUCCGCUGCCGCUCGGGUGAAUGUAUCGCGAUAGCGCAGGUCUGCGAUGGGCGGCGCCACUGUCGCGACUGGUCCGACGAGCCGCUCAAGGAGUGCGGGGUGAACGAGUGCCUGCAGGGGUCCGGGGGCUGCUCCCACUCCUGCCGGGAUCUCCCCAUCGGCUUCGAGUGCAGCUGCCCCCCAGGAAUGGGGCUGGGCCCCGACAACAGGACCUGCCAUGCCCUCCCCGGGACCCCCGAACCGGAGCCCCAGAGCCGCAACCUCAGCGCCGAGGGACACGCCCCCAACGGGGACCUCGUCCAACUGGGCGGGGCCAGAGGGGCGGGGCCAUGGAUGACGUCACUGGGGGUCCUGCUGCCCCUUGGUCUGCUGCUGUGCCUGGGCCUGGCCGGGCGGGCGCUGUGGCGCUGGUGGCGCCGGCGCAGCACCAACAGCAUCAGCUUCAGCAACGCCGCCUUCCGGAAGGUUCCGGAGCAGCUGCAGGGGGCGGGGCUUGGGGACACGCAGUGGCCGCUGGCAAUGGAGGAGGAGGAGGAGCCCUGAGGGGCCGAGACCCCCCCGAGACACCUGGGGACACCUGGGGAACAUCUGGGGACACCUGGGGACACCUGGACACACCUGGGUGCACCUGCGGAACAUCUGGAGACACCCAGGUGGACAUCUGGAUGUACCUGGACACACCUGGGACGCACCUGGGGACACCAAAGAACACCUGGAGACACCUGGGGGCACCUGGGGGGACACCUGGGCACACCUGGGCACACCUGGGUGCACCUGGGGACACCUGGGGACACCUGGAUGGACACCUGGACACACCCAGACCACGUUGUGCACACCUGGGUCCACCUGGACACACCUGGGAACAUCUGGGACACAGCUGGGUGCACCCAGAUGCACCUGGGGACGCCAAAGAACACCUGAGAACACCUGGGGGGACAUCUGGGGACACCUGGGCACACCUGGGAGGGGCUGAGUGCACCCAGAGGUGGCCGUGGGCACACCUGGGACACACCUGGGCACAUCUGGAUGAAGCCACGCACACCUGGACGUGACCGCAGACACACCUGGGCACAGCUGUGAACACCUGGGCACACCUGGACGAGGCUGUGCACACCUGGGCGUGAAUGUGGGCACACCUGGGCACACCUGGGCAUCACUUCAGACUCACCUGGGCACACCUGGGCACACCGGGGCAUGGAUGUGGACACACCUGGGCACACCUGGGCAUCACACCUGUCCCUACCUGCUCUCCGCUGCCCCUCUCACCUGUCCAGGUGCCCCCGGUUUCCCCCAGGACAUUUUUUAGGAAUUUUUUUUAAACCAAAAUUUCCCAAUCCGGGCCCAAAUUGAGGCCUCUGUGAAAGGGGCGCGGCCAAUGUGGCCACGCCCUGCGAUGUCAAUAAAGGUUUAUUUAUUAAU
Messenger RNA from Melospiza melodia melodia, 2618 nucleotides. Its product is annotated as low-density lipoprotein receptor-like. Lineage: Eukaryota; Metazoa; Chordata; Aves; Passeriformes; Passerellidae. The record is from RefSeq and is a predicted model, not a curated record. Gene Ontology annotation, molecular function: protein binding; calcium ion binding. The transcript is spliced from 9 exons. The coding region runs from base 579 to 1742 and encodes 387 amino acids. Gene Ontology annotation, cellular component: plasma membrane.